AGAAACUCAACCUCCAAUUAGGCACCAGUCAGCUAUCAUGAGUUCUCUAGCUCAACAACUUUGAUGCAACAAGGAUAAAUCAGCUAGCUAUCAUCUAUCAUUCACUAGCUUCCCACGAAAUUAGAGAACAAUUAAAUGCCUUACCUGUUCAGCAAGAACAAAAACUAACACUACACCAAUCCUGAAUCCCUUUUUCUCAUAUAAUGUAGAACCACUCUCUUUUACUCUUUCACUACUGUUUGCUGUGUUUACAUUCUCUCUCGUUGGCUGUGACUCCUGCCAGUCACCGCAUAGCCAGACUGAUUCAUGACUGAAUGGGGCGGGAUUAUAUUUGAAGUGUCUGAGCUGCCGUAUGAUAUAUGCAUACAGAUUUUCCUGCCAAAUCUCACACAGUGCUGAAUUGCUACUACAGGAUUUUUGGGUUGACUCACUGCAUCCCAGGAUCAUCAUAUUAUAAAGUAUGACUCAAAAGAACAAUGUCCUUACCAGCGCCAAAUUGUAAACAAGUAAACAAAGAUUCUCAGUUUUAGUCAGAGGAAACCCCCCCUGUCUCAUGUUUGCUUUCAUGGCCUUUACAUGUUAAACAUACAUUCACUAUAUGCUGGGAAGUGUAGACAUAAAUUACUGGGAUUUUUCACGUUGGUGUGUAUCACGCACUUGUUUGCUAGAUGAAUCGCCUCUUUAUUUUUCUAUUAUUGUAUGUUUUACACAAGUUUUGUGUUAUAACAGGUCAUAACAGAUAUAAUAGCCAAGCUUAAACCACUUCAAUGUUUAAAUGUAGCUUUACUGUUGGUAUCAUUGCCUAUUAUCAACAAUGACAGUGAUGACCUUUAUUAUUUUGGUUGCCAGAUUAGUUUGUCUUUAGUGAUUUAUGAAUAAACGCCCUUAAUGUAUCACAUUAUCCACUUAGGCCAAACAUUUUACAGCCUGCACUUCUCAACAUCACCACAGUGAAAUGUGCAUGAGCAUCGUCUGCCAUUUAUGGGAAUGUUGCAAUCUUGUCUUCCUUCCUCAAUAUAAAAUUAUAGAACUUUUUUGGGUAAUAUCUUUGGUAUCGAAAGCUCCAAGUUAGUUAGCAAGCAGAAGGAGCAGGCUUCAGAAGGAGCAGGCUUUAUGGCAUGAUGAGAGAACGAAAUGAACGUCAAUCAAGCGGAACAGCGGUUUGGCAUACCAGUGGGUACUGAAGGUAGUGCCCUCUCUUGCUGCAGCUUGGACCCGCUUGUAGUGCCAGUCCCUGCUUUUCGCAAGCUUGCUACCCAAACCAGGCCUGGACUUUCACCCGGUGACCUCUGACCCCUGAUCCUGCAAACCCCUGCCACCUCUGCAGACCCCAGACCUCCCACGUGCUCCACCUUCCACACAGCUGCAGUACCCCAGGAGCUGCCAAGUGCCAGUGGGAUCGCUUGGAGUUUUUCACAAUUGGAGCUUUCGUUAUGUGCGUGUGUGUGCGUGUGUGUGAAAAAAAGAGAAAAAACAGCCAGAAGUAAAAAGUUUUUCUUUUCUUUUCUGCUGCCUGGGAAUUCUCUGUGAUUCAGUGUCAAGUCCUUGACCCCCACACACUCCGUUGUGGAAUAGGCUUCAUGUUGAUUGUUUGAAAAAGAGAAGCAAAGAGAAACUUCCCAUUAAAGGACACCCAGCAGAUUCUCCUGACCUUGAACACACACAUACACACAUACACACAAGUUUGUGCUAGCCAUGGCAAUGAACAUGGCACACAUUCGCGACCCAAAAUGGCUGACACUGGAGGUGUGUCGUGAGUUCCAGAGAGGCACGUGUUCACGCUCAGACGCUGAGUGCAAAUUCGCCCAUCCAGCCAAGAGCUGCCAAGUGGAGAACGGCCGAGUCAUCGCCUGCUUCGACUCACUCAAGGGACGCUGUUCCAGAGAGAACUGUAAGUACCUGCACCCGCCUCCCCACCUGAAAACGCAGUUGGAGAUAAACGGCCGCAAUAACCUGAUCCAGCAGAAGAACAUGGCCAUGCUCGCCCAGCAGAUGCAGAUCGCCAGUGCCAUCAUGCCUGGCAGCCAGCUUCAGCCAAUGCCUUUUAUCUCUGUCACGCCGAACUUAGCCACCAAUGCCAGUGCCGCAGCGGCAGCAGCUGCAGCAGCGGCGGCUACGUUUAACCCGUACCUGAGUCCCGUAUCGCCAGCACUAAUGCCCACUGCUGCUGACAUCCUGCCCAGCGCGCCAGUCCUAAUCGGUGGAAAUCCUGCUGCUGUGGCCCCUGUAACCUCCACAGCCAACGCAGCUGCCCAGAAACUACUGCGCACCGACCGCCUGGAGGUGUGCCGCGAGUACCAGCGUGGUAAUUGCUCUCGCGGUGAGACAGACUGCAGAUUUGCUCACCCGGCUGACAGCACCAUGAUAGACUCCAGCGAGAACACCGUCACCGUGUGUAUGGACUACAUCAAGAGUCGCUGCUCACGGGACAAGUGCAAAUAUUUCCAUCCUCCUGCACACCUGCAGGCCAAGAUCAAAGCAGCACAGCACCAGGUGAACCAGGCCACAGCCACCGCGGCCAUGACGGCUGUCAAAUCACUGAAGCGACCCCUCGAGGCCACCUUUGACCUGCAGGGCCUUCCUCAUAGCGUAAUUCCUCCUUUGCCAAAGAGACCAGCCCUCGAGAAAACCAACGGUGCCACCACCAUGUUCAAUGCUGGCAUGCUGCAGUACCAACAGGCGCUGGCCAACAUGCAGUUUCAGCAGCAGGCUGCGUUUAUUCCUUCAGGCUCAAUAUUGUGCAUGACUCCUGCAGCGAGUGUGGUACCCAUGAUGCACGGCGCUUCACCGGCCGCUGUGUCCGCAGCAACCACGUCCGCCACUACUGUUCCCUUCGCAUCCGCAUCAGCCAAUCAGGACUCUUCUCUAUCAAAGCUGUCUACCAACGAAUACAUGCAAUUGAUUCCAAUAAUAUCUGCAGAACAUCUGACUAGCCACAAGUAUUUGACUCAAAUGUAGUCAAACCAAUCAAACGAACCUGCUCAUCUGUUACCUGGGACAGACACAAACAAUUUAACGCCAACAAAUAUUCACAUUUCAUUCACAUCAUUAGAGCCCUCGAGGUAUCAUUAGUUCACUGAUAUAAUAUUUAAAGGACUAGUCCAUGACAUACCAAUAUGCAGAAACAUGCAGUGCCCUUAGAAGUGAUGUGCAGAACUUGAAAGAAUUUGAUGUACAUAAGAUGGGUUCAUACACUUACAAACACUUAGCUAGAAAUACUCUGUUAGUACCAAGUCUAACAAUUUAGAGAUUAGAUAUGAUACCAACAGACGUGAUAACAAUAGACCAAAAGUUUUAUUUUUUUUAAAUUACCUCCCGUAGGUAUUUAAUUGAUGAUUUAAUUUAUUUGUCAGUAGCAAUUUACCGAAGGUUAAAAUUGUAGAGUUGGUGGUUUUUCACACACACAUUAAGCCGAAGCGUAGAUAUUGAACACCGUGGCACUAAAACUUCGUCCCAGACUGAAAUAUUACAACGAUCAUACUAUAAUAGCUAUAGUAAUAAAUUGUAAGGUCAUUUUUUUUCUUUAUAGUGAGUAAAGUGGUAAGACCACUCUAAAUUUUGUGCUCGGGUGUGAUGGGAACAUACAGAAGUGAAAAAGAGGUGUUUAUUCGGACGGAACGGAGGGAAGCAGGUCUGUGUUGCAUGCCUGUUAAACCAGGUACAGUUCACCUUCCAGUCUUAACGAGUGUACAUUCAUUAGCCAUGUUAGUUUGGACACGCCUACGUUGGUGAAUUGUAACGCAUCACGCUAUAUUCUUAUAAGUGCUUAGAAGCCAAUGCCUGUUCAUUUCUAUUGAACGACAAAUAAUUAGCAUUGGUUUUGCAGAAGUCAAACGUUCAGUUUUAGAUGUAUUCCUGAGAUGCGUUAACUGUAACAUCUGGUGAAGCGUUACUGAUUUGACAAGGGUGGUUUACAAAAAUGUGAAAAUGCACCUUAAAUUUAAAGAUAAUUACAAUUCUUCAUGGCACAAUACAUCCGGCGAAAAAAGCAGUUUUUUUUGCUGCAUUAAAAGUGCAGACUUGCAGAGGAAGGAUCAGGAUUAAAGAAGACUAAUGAAUGUUUUUAUGUAAAACCAGAAUCCUUCUGACCUUUUAAAGCACAUCUUAGCUUUAAAUCAAGCUUCACAAGAUAUACAAUAGGCUACAAAUGGAAAGUGUUAUAUCGACAGUGUUAUUCUGUUUACCAGACAUUGUUUUUAUACAUAAUUUCAUGUCUAAGUUUUUUUUUCUAAUGAAUUUUUAUUGUUAUUUGUCUGUAAUGCUCUCGAUGGCUUUUCCAUUCAGCCUUAGAUAGGCCUUUUCGACUUGCAUGAAAACAGGGUUGCCUUUUCCUUCCUGUUGCCAUAUAUAGAGAUUUUUAUUGCCUUGAAUGACGGAGUGGCUUUUUAUUCAUGAAAUGGGGAAUGGGUGUCGGUGAUCACCGAAUGUCUUUACAUUGUCAACUCAGACUCUUAGAGCAUGACGUGAAGAGACUGUUUCCAGUCACAGAGCGGAGUAUCAAUGAGGGCGCUGCUUGAACCUGAUGGUCAGCGUAGUUUCGAUUUGCUUUGUAUAUGAGAAAACCAGAUAUGUAUUUGGUUCAAGUUUUCUUUUGUAUGGAUUCAGUGCCAUUUGUGUUGUAUGUUUAUGAUUCCUGAUCUCAAACAGCUUUUAGCCUAUGUACAGCAAAAAAAAAAUUGAUGAUAAUGUUGAACAUUCUGUUAAUUCGUGCCAAAGUUAUUUUUCUCGUUGUUUUUGUGGGUUUCAUGGUCUAUACUGGUAGUGAAUGGUGAAUGGUCAUGGUAUGAUCAAGGCCAAACCUAGUUAAGAGAAAGCUUAAUGAAGCUACUCCAUAUUUUCUGGUAUAAUUUCAGAGUAUAGUGAGACUGAAGUUCAGAAAUGUUAGACUCCCAGUUGGUGUUAGAUCUAGAUCAGUGGAGCCUAUAUGUCUUAAGUCUAUUUUUGGUGUAUAAAGAGAUAUAUCAUUCAGGGUUGGGGUCAAUUCAAUUUUCAAGGUUAAUGAGAUGAUUUAUGAAAGACUAUUUAAAAUGUAUUAGUAAAUGCUGUAAAGUCUAAUUCAGCUCAUCGGCUGAGGCAAUCGAAUGAACUGAAAUGGGAUUGAGCCCAACUCUGGUGCUAUUGCUGUUUCUUCACUGAGGCCUUAGAUUUCAGUUCGUGUUUUCACUCAGAUGUUCCUUCAGUCAUUCUUAUCGUUUAUGCAUAUUUUAUAUUUUUUAUUAAUCAUUUUAACACGUACUGCUCAGUUGUUUACUUCACCAGCUUAGAUAAAAUCAUAUUGCUACAUGCUGCAUGUUUACUUUGUGGAAUUUACUUAUUUUGUAUUUGGUAAUAUUUGGUUUUAGACUUGUAGUCUUGUUUUCUGGACUUGUAAAUGCGUUUCGUUCCCCAUUUCGCUCCCCCUCCCUCCGUCUCCAUCAUUCUUAUUAAUUAAUGUUUAGUGAUUUUAGUUUUUGUUGUACAUUUUACUUUCUUUUUUGGAAGAUUUAUGUUCGAAUGUUUUGAUGUUCUUUUUUUAAAUUUGAUAUUGUCUUUUGUUUUGAUAUUGAUUUUGAAAAAUAGUUGAGUUGAAAUGAACCAGUAUGACAUUUCUUAAUUUAACAAAUUUAAUUUGUACGUAUCAAAUCAAGAACUCUUUUUAGUUUACCUAUGGAGCAUCUGUGGAGAGUAAAAAUUAUUUUCUACUGUAUCCAUGUUAAAACAUAAAAUUGUAUUUUGAUAUUUUAAAAAACAUCCCUGAAUGUCAGGCCAAAAAAAUAUACAUACAUAUAUAUAUAUAUAUAUAUAUAUAUAUAUAUAUAUAUAUAUAUAUAUAUAUAUAUAUAUAUAUAUAUAUAUAUAUAUAUAAUAUAAAAUAUUGAAUAUGUAGAUGACGAUGCUGAUGGUGAUGGUGAUGAUAAGAGGAUAUGUUGUAGGGACUUUGGCUGCAAGUGAGAGAGCCAUGACCCGAGGGACAAAGGUCGAAUUUUGCACUUGUGUAUAUAGUCAAUAUAAAACAAGGAAAAGAAAACAUGUAUAAUAUGGAGAUCUUAUUUUGAAUAAUAAAAGAUUCUAUGAGAAAUUUUGUUAGGAUAAUUUAAGGAUUAUAGAGUAAUAGACCAGCUAACUGAAUUUGCUUGCAGAAGUGGCUCAGCUCCUUUUAUUAUUACUUCAAAUCAUCGCUUAAAAAAAAAAUGAAAAAGCUAAGCAUCGCUCCGCCUUAAUCAUGUGCGCUGCCUGUCAUUCAAACCUCAGUGCUGACGUUUUGGCAAGUUUUCUCGUCACUUGUGUGACAUGCAGUAAAAGCAGGCGCUGUUUUUCUGUGAAAAAUUUACCAAAGUAGAGCAUAAUGAGGUAAAACCAUUGGACUGUAAUCAAUUACAACACCGAAGAUUUAUAUUUGAUUAAUUACAUAUUUAUCAGACUGAUUGUCCUAAAUGACUGGAGAGAAAUUACACUUUGUUAAAUUUCUGAUAGAAAGACUCCAGAGUGUCUUACAAUAUUUAUUGCCUGUCAAACAUGACGACUGUUUCCAAAAUGUCACGUACCCUUAUUAGGAAAUCUUUAAAAGUUUUUACUUGGGCCUGAAUGUUGUUAGCUGCAUGUAGCGAUUUAACAUGAUAAAAUCCACCUUCUAGAUAAGUAGCUAUGUCAAUAAGUUCUCACAAUACUGCAGUUCCCAUUAGAAAAUAGUGACAAUUCUUAGCAUACGUUAAGUGACACACAUUUACUCAAAUCCAUAAGGAUAAAUGUGGUUAACGCAGUAAACUAAUGAAUUCAAAAUGACCAGACAUGCUAGCGUAAGCCUUACACGCCAUAUGAUGCGCGUACACAUACACACACACACACACACACACACAGUGUGUGUGUAACGAGGCAACCGUGCCUUCAGCAGGAAAAGGUCACCCACCAAAACAAAGGAAACACAAUGAAUGUAAAACUUCUGAUCUCCGUUUGAGGUUUUGACUCACUUACCGCUGCUGCACAAGUGCUAAUAAACCAAAGCAUCACUUUCCUCCGAACAGACACAAGGCACAGCUCUGCCCUGCGUCUGCCACAGUGAAACCGCCGGUGGUCCCUACCUGCUGAAAGCACCUGCUUUAAUAAACGCUUCACACUCACCAUGUAAUCUCACGCCCACUCUUUGCUUACAGUUGCUAAGAUCUUGUACUAUGUUUUAAAAAUGUUUUAUGCACAUUUAUUAUUGUUUUAUUUGACUCUCUUGCUGUUAUGAAUGAAAAAAAAAUAAAUAAAAACCAAAAUGAAUUUCAACUGAAAAAUCAAA
Messenger RNA from Pangasianodon hypophthalmus (striped catfish), 7261 nucleotides. It is a transcript of the gene mbnl1, whose product is annotated as muscleblind-like splicing regulator 1. The transcript is spliced from 12 exons. The coding region runs from base 1696 to 2958 and encodes 420 amino acids. Gene Ontology annotation, molecular function: metal ion binding. The record is from RefSeq and is a predicted model, not a curated record. Lineage: Eukaryota; Metazoa; Chordata; Actinopteri; Siluriformes; Pangasiidae.